UUUAGGUUGAUUGUUUUUCAGGCCAAGUGAAUGUUUCCAUCUUCUUUGUCGUGGACCUGAUCAAUAUUCUAGCAGUAAAAACUUCAAACAGUAUUUUCUGGGUCGGACUAAGGAAGGAAUCAUUGAUGUCUGCCGACCUGAGCUGGGCUGCUGGCGGCAGUGGUGAUGAAGAGGAUGAUGUCACUCGCGAUAGCACGAGAAAACUUGUUCAUUCUGCAAACCAGAAGGCCAAGAGGAAGAAGUCGUCGGGUGGCUUUCAAUCUAUGGGUUUGAGCUACAAUGUGUUGAACGGUGUUUUGCGCAAGGGCUACCGUGUCCCUACUCCAAUUCAACGAAAGACUAUGCCUCUGAUUGUGGAUGGGCAUGAUGUCGUCGCCAUGGCUAGAACUGGCUCAGGAAAGACGGCCGCUUUCCUGCUGCCGAUGUUUGAGAAACUCCAGACUCACUCGGCCAUGGUUGGCUGUCGUGGUCUAGUGAUGAGCCCUACCAGAGAACUGGCUCUUCAAACUCUGAAGUUCUGCAAAGAGCUUGGUCGUUUCACAUCGCUGCGUGCUACCAUAGUUCUGGGUGGUGACAGUCUGGAGGAUCAGUUUGCUGCUAUCCACAGCAAUCCUGACAUCAUAAUUGCUACGCCCGGCCGUUUCCUCCACAUUGUAGUGGAAAUGGAGCUAAAGCUGUCGACCGUGGAGUAUGUUGUUUUUGACGAGGCUGAUCGGCUGUUUGAGAUGGGUUUUCAGGAGCAGCUUCGCGAGAUCAUCAGCCGCCUGCCAGAGAGCCGGCAAACACUUCUAUUCUCUGCCACGCUUCCCAAGCAACUGUUGGAGUUUGCCAGAGCAGGUCUGCGUAAUCCUACUCUGAUUCGACUGGAUGUUGAUACAAAGCUCAGUGACCAGCUGAAGACGGCGUACUACUAUGUUCGCAAUGAAGACAAGCCCGCUGCACUCCUGUAUUUGCUUCGCAGUGUGAUCAAAGAGGACCAGCAGACCGUCGUGUUUGUCUCCACCAAGCAUCAUGUGGAGUACAUCAGAGAGGUCUUGGAGAAGGCUGAAAUAUCCUGUGCAUGUGUCUACAGCUCCUUGGAUCAAACAGCCCGUAAGAUCAACAUCGCCAAGUUUGCUGCUAAGAAGAGCAGUGUGUUGGUGGUCACUGAUGUUGCCGCGCGUGGUAUUGACAUUCCAAUGUUGGACAAUGUCAUCAACUUUCAUUUCCCGGCCAUGUCCAAGCUGUUUGUCCAUCGUGUUGGUCGUGUUGCUAGAGCAGGUCGCAGUGGUGUUGCCUAUUCCUUCCUGGCAGCCGACGAGAUCCCUUACCUGCUGGACUUGCACUUGUUCCUGGGAAGAGGAUUGAAAAUGGCCACACAGGACACUCAGCCAUCAAGUAUCAUGGAUGCAUCCAGUGAUGGCUACUUGGGGGGUUUCCCCACUGCUCUGCUGGAAGAAGAGUGUGAUCUGUUGGCUGCUGCAGUGCGCCAGUCUGAUGAUCUGUCUUCAGCAGCUCAAGUGGCUGACAACGGCUAUAGGCAGUACGCGCGCUCCCGACCUGCACCGUCGGAGGAGUCCAUCAAGCGCUGGAAAGAACUGUCUCUGUCGACCAUAUCUUCGCAUCCUUGGUUUGGAACACAGCUGAACAAGAGUGAAGUUGGUCGUCUGGAUCUUCUGGCACAGAUGAAGAAGUUCAAGCCGCCGUCAACCAUUUUCGAAAUUAACGCCACUGCGAAAACAUCGGCCUUCAAAAUGAUGCAGGAGAAGAGAGGCUUCCACGACAAAGUCAUUUCUUCCAAGAAGAGGAAAGCGGAGCUGGAGGAGCAAGCGUCUGCGGCGGCCAGCAAAGCCGAUGACUUUGAGGAAAGCAUGCCGCUGGCACCUGUUGCUACUCAUGGCGAAGCAUCUAGUCAAGAUGUUAUGUCUACACAGGAAGAUGUAGAUAGAGUAUUCUCCAAGAUAAUUGACCCGUCGAAGAAGAAAGUGCGCAAGCGUGACACUGAAAACUAUGUCCAGUAUCGGCCUGCUGAUGAGCACACCGAGAAAGGGUUUUCUUUACAAUCAUCUGCACCGGGUCGUUUUGAACGCUCGGCUAACUCCGCAGUGAUGGACAUGGUGAUGGAUGACGAUGAAACAGUGCAGAAAGCAAACAAGACAAGAAAGCGCUGGGACCGUAAGCUGAAGAGAUUUGUUGGUGACAGUGGUGAGGGUCCUAAAAAGAUCCGAACGGAGAGUGGCAAUAUGAUCCGAGCCUCGUUCAAGAGCAACAUCUACUCGAGAUGGGCACAGCGUCAUCACGUGGAUAAACAUCUGGUCGGUGAAUCCGAGCGUGCUGGUGGUGUCAAGGCCAAGCUACUGGGACGCAAAGGUCGGAAAGGAUAUCAUCAGAAGGGUGCUGAGGACUCUACAAGUCAAGGUUCCGAUGCUGGCCUUCGCUCUAAUGAAACAAUUCUGAAAGAGCGCAAGGUCCAAGCAAAGAAGCAAGCGCAGCAGCAGGGCAAACGUGGUGGCAGAGGUGGCAGUCGCGGUGGAAGUCGCGGUGGUGGUGGCAGUCGCGGUGGAGGAAGUCGCAGUGGAUCUUCUCGUGGUGGUGGUUCGUCGUCACGUGGUGGAUCCCGUGGUGGUUCGUCGUCACGUGGUGGAUCCCGUGGUGGUUCGUCGUCACGUGGUGGAUCCCGUGGUGGUUCGUCGUCACGUGGUGGAUCCCGUGGUGGUUCGUCGUCACGUGGAUCCCGUGGUGGCGGCGGCCGUGGUGGUGGCGGCGGCCGUGGUGGUGGCGGCGGCCGUGGUGGACGUGGCGGUGGCAGCAGAAGAGGAGGGAAGAGAUGAGAAACAGUUUAGUCUGUCUAGACCGAUUGGCUAUGCGUGCUUUGCAACCUUUGUGUACAUAUUGUAUAAUAUCACGACAUGUGCUGCUUUGGACUGGAUUGGUUUUGAUCUUGCAACUAAUGUACAUUAUUAUACUACCAGUUAUACCAGAUCAUGUACAUCAUAUGUAUAUAUAACCAUAAUUAGAAAUUGGCCAUGGCCAUAUUUAAUAAUCAAGGCAUAUCAAUAAAUCAAUAAAAUACCACUUAAAUAUUCCAA
This is a messenger RNA of Sycon ciliatum, 3068 nucleotides long. RefSeq names its product ATP-dependent RNA helicase DDX54-like. Gene Ontology annotation, cellular component: nucleus. The transcript has 22 exons. Gene Ontology annotation, molecular function: ATP binding; RNA binding; RNA helicase activity. The record is from RefSeq and is a predicted model, not a curated record. NCBI's taxonomy places the organism in Eukaryota, Metazoa, Porifera, Calcarea, Leucosolenida, Sycettidae. Bases 126 to 2810 code for a protein of 894 amino acids.